AUGAGAGCCGCACCAAUCCGGGCCGUUGUCGGCCUCUCCCUAGCCUCCUUGGCUUCCGUGACCACGGCAUUCCCUCUGUGUGCCCUGGACUGCUUCGACUACCUCAUGACCACCUACCCUCCCCUCACCUGCACCGAGGAGAACAUGUUCCUCUGCUUCUGCAAGAGCACGUUCCUCGCCCUCUCCUACCGGGACUGCGCCUGCGCCAACUGCACCGCCGCCGACGCCCCCGAGGCGAUCCAAUACGGCCUGGACGUCUGCGGUGCUUACAAUGCUCCGAUCAACUGGCUCCCGACCACCUGCCCCAAGUAG
This is a messenger RNA of Phialemonium atrogriseum, 312 nucleotides long. RefSeq lists its product as uncharacterized. The transcript has 3 exons. The coding region runs from base 1 to 312 and encodes 103 amino acids. The record is from RefSeq and is a predicted model, not a curated record. Lineage: Eukaryota; Fungi; Ascomycota; Sordariomycetes; Cephalothecales; Cephalothecaceae.